AUGUCGCUAGUGUUUUGCCAUCACUGUGAGGCGCUGUUGUUCCCGGAUCUCCUGAAAGCCUUUAACGCGAACCUGAAGGAGACCAAGAAAAAGGAUGACGAGCCGAAAAAGUCUGCGACGAAGAAAUCGGAAGAUCCAAAGCCAACAAAGUCAAAUUCGUCAAGCAAAAGUAGCAAGUUGAGUUCUGACGAUGGCAAAGAAUCGCAGGGUGCAUCUGCCGGACGAAAGCGCAAAAACUCAGCCUCUAGCAACGCCAGCGAAGGUCCAGCUGCGAAGCGGGGCUUCGAUCGUGGUCUUGAUGCCGAGAAGAUCAUCGGAGCGACGGACUCAGCCGGCCAGUUGAUGUUUCUCAUGAAGUGGAAGGGUUGCGAUGAUGCCGACUUGGUACCAGCGAAGGACGCGAAUGUCAAGUGUCCUCAAGUGGUCAUCAAGUUUUAUGAAGAUCGUCUCACGUGGCACUCGUCAGAUGAAUGAAUUGACUAGUUUUCUACACCUCUGAACGAUUUUGAAUUCUUUUACAGCGAAUGGCCAGGAAUAAAACGUGUCUGGCGCAUGAGCUUUCUCUCGAACGAAAUGGAGCUUUGAAUUCAUAUUCGAAAAUGUACGAUUGCGCCUGUCUAGAUCAUUAAAAAAUCUGCACAAUUUAAGGUUC
Molecule: messenger RNA, 652 nt
Organism: Notodromas monacha
Lineage: Eukaryota; Metazoa; Arthropoda; Ostracoda; Podocopida; Cyprididae
Source: the annotation of a GenBank genome assembly